ACGCGCUAUGAGUAAGAGGGCUUUUUAAACCUGGAAUUACUUGAGGCUACAUUGAGCUACGUAUGGGAAACAAUAUUUUCUCUUGAAAUAAACAUCCAAAUGGCAAUAGUUAGGACCUAAUAGUUUUUCCACUGGACUUGAAUGAUGGAUCUCGGCGACUCUUUUGGAUACUCUAAGGAAGACCUUCACACUUCAACACACCUGCUGUAAUUGUAGUAUAGAUAGGCCUACCAUUUUCCUCAUAUGCGUACCAUGAUGUGUUUCUCCUGAACACUUUGAAGAAGGUGUUUCACAUCUGAAAGUUGGUGUGUGAAUGGAAUCAAACUCAUAAACUAACAAGGGACACAGAGUGGACAGGUCAAGCGGAUAUCCGAAACCAGGGGACUCUGUUGGAUAACUUUGGACCCGUUGGUCUCUUGCUCUCCGUGAAGAAAUACAUGUGGAAUUGGAUUACAUAACAAGAGAAUGUAUGGAAUAAAUCAGCGCUGUAUUUACAUAUCUUUUCAUUUCUUCGUGCUGUGGUGCCAUGCUCAGGGGGAGAAUCACCCGUCUCCUAAUUUUAACCAGUAUGUGAGGGAGCAGGGCGCAGUGACGGACCAGUUUAGUCGGCGACAGGUCAGGGUUUACCAACUAUACAGCCGGACCAGCGGGAAGCACGUCCAGAUACAGGGCAAGAGGGUCACUGCCACUGCUGAGGACGGCAACAAUUACGCACGUCUCUUUGUAGAAACUGACACCUUUGGCAGUCGGGUUCGGAUCAAAGGUGCAGAGAGUGGACGUUACCUCUGUAUGAACGGGAAGGGGAAACUAGUUGGAAAGCUUAAUGGAAGAAGCAGGGAUUGUAUCUUCACAGAGAUUGUUCUGGAGAACAAUUACACUGCCUUCCAGAAUGCCAAGUAUGAGGGCUGGUAUGUGGCUUUCACUAGGAAAGGUAGACCCAUCAAAGCCUCAAAGACGAGGGAGAACCAGAGAGAGGUCCAUUUCAUCAAGAGGCUACACAAGGGCCCACUACCUUUCCCCAACAUGGAUAGAAUCAAACACUUUGAGUUCAUCAGUUUUCCCCCCACCCGUCGCGCAAAACGGAACAGGAAAUCACAGGCUGCUGCCUAGUACAGAACAAAUUGGACUCAUAUUAUUGAGUAAAAAUAUGGAACUUUAUAUUUUUAAUACGCGAAGAUACUUAAAAUGCUCAAAAGUCUAAAAGAUUAUUGUUGUAAAAUGAUCCCAUGUAAAUAAUGUAAGAGAGUAAAUGAGAUUGAUGUAUAUAUUUAA
Messenger RNA from Oncorhynchus masou masou (cherry salmon), 1272 nucleotides. Its product is annotated as fibroblast growth factor 17-like. Gene Ontology annotation, biological process: positive regulation of cell population proliferation; animal organ morphogenesis; cell differentiation. NCBI's taxonomy places the organism in Eukaryota, Metazoa, Chordata, Actinopteri, Salmoniformes, Salmonidae. The transcript is spliced from 5 exons. Gene Ontology annotation, molecular function: growth factor activity; fibroblast growth factor receptor binding. Gene Ontology annotation, cellular component: cytoplasm. Bases 466 to 1110 code for a protein of 214 amino acids. The record is from RefSeq and is a predicted model, not a curated record.